ACUUUUCCUCUCAAUGUGACCACUCCUCACAUGUUUGCCUGGUUCUUAUGAUAUCAUGGACAGCUCUGAUAUCCCCUCUCUGAGAGAUGGUGAGAGAUACCACGUCUUCAUCAGCUACAGCAGCACUGACUACCAGUGGACCCACUCCCUCAUUGAACAGCUGGAGUCCUGCGGCCUGCAGGUCUGCUACCACGAGCGUGACUUCACUCCAGGACGCACCGUGUUGGAGAACAUGUCCGACUGCAUCCAGGAGAGCCAGAAGGUCCUGCUGGUCCUCAGUCCAGAGUUUGUGAGGAGCCGCUGGUGUCUCCUGGAGGCCAACAUGUCUCUGUUCAGGGACUGUCUAGAGAGGAAGCCCAUCGUCCCAGUGCUGCUGGAGCCUGGAGUCUCUAUUCCUCCCCACCUCUGCCACCUCACCUACCUGGGGGCCAACGACCCAGACUUCAAAAACAAGCUGCUCAAGGUGCUCUGCACCCCCAACCAGCAGCUCCAAAGCUCCACUGUGGUCCCCUUCCAGGCUCCCUCCAUCUACAACGGGAAGGUCCUGCAGCCCUUGACUGCUGUUAAUGAUGAGGAACUAUACAAAUGGGACUCUGGUCAGUUCAGUGAAGUGGAGGCGCCGGACCAACUACGUCUGAUCAUUGAGGACCACGACAAGUACAGAGAGGCUGUGAGGAUCAUCAACAGAGUCUCUGAAGACAAAGUUUGGCUCUGUUCACUCUGGAUUAGAGUACUUGUUUACAUUGCUAGUGUAGGAUUUUUCGUACUCUUAAUUGCUUUUUCUACAAAUUUACUAGUUAUAUUCAUUCAUGCUAAUAUUUUGCCUUGGGAAAUAAAUACUUAUGAAAUGUCUGGGCUUGUUGUUACUAGUCUGUACUGUGGAUCACUUGGGUUUAUCAUUCAGCUCGGACUCUGGAAGAUGGAUGAUGAGAAAUAUAUUGUGAGGGAGAUGCAGAAAGCUGUAGGAAAAGCAAACCUGUUGCUCCAUGAAGACAAGGUGUUGAUGGGAUGUAGGUCCAACUCAAAAAUCUAUCUGGUGUAUGUUUCUCUGGACGGCUGCAAACAGGAGUUUGCAGAAGCAUUUCCUGAUCAAGCAGAAGAGAUGUUUCAGAGAGCUCUGAUGUUCUUCUCAUCAGGUUACACCUGCAGCCUCGCUACUAGACGCUCUCUCUUUCCUCAGCCCAGCUCCUCUGGUCACCUGGAGGGAGGGCUGUGUUUCUGUCGGUAUGUCUCUCAGCAGCUGAGGAAGGACAAAUGGGAAUAACUAAAGAAGGCCUAAAUAUUACCAGCCAGGAGACUUCUUAUCUCUUUCGGGGAAUUGAUGUUCAGAUAUCAAUGCCAUUAUUCUGCUUGACAAGCUGGGAAAAAGAACUGAACAGUGGAAGCCCAGGCAUCAUCUCCAUGUAGACAUGUUUGAUACCAUAGGAUGUUGUUUGUGUGGUACAGUUGUAUGAAUCCCUGACCCUUUCGAUCCUGCAAUCUUGUAAAUGCCCCUGCACUGCACUGAGGGGACAUGGCACUAAAGAGGAGCUACAGAACUCUGCACCGUUGAUCACCACUGAUGACUACAGAAGAGGACUGGGACUAUCAGGGAAAAAAAAAAUAUGUUGGACUUUUAAAUUACUGUCAAAAUGAUGAGAGAAAAAGGUAAAGUGGGGAGAAUAAUAUUGAAAUAAAAUUUAACCUUAAUUUUGCCACUAUAAUUUGCCACUUUUCAUAAAUUUCAGCACAAUUUGGACUGAUUUUGCCUCAUUUAACCCACUUUUGCCACUGUACACCAAUUUUGCCAAAUUUUAGAUGGUUUUAUGACUUUUUCCCACCAUCUUUUGCCAGCUUUACACGCUUUUGCCACUUUAAACACAUUUAAAAUUUAACCCCUUACCACCACUUUUUUCUACCUCUUGCCACAUCUAAACCAUUUAUUACCACUUUCUGCCUGUUGUUGCCUCUGUUGACCCAUUAUUGCCACUAUGAACCCAUAUUUACUGUUUUUUAUGCCCAUUUCUGCACAUUAUAUCCACAUUUCUGCCA
Cheilinus undulatus (humphead wrasse) is the source of this 2031-nucleotide messenger RNA. RefSeq lists its product as uncharacterized. Gene Ontology annotation, biological process: immune response; inflammatory response; toll-like receptor signaling pathway. The coding region runs from base 56 to 1264 and encodes 402 amino acids. Lineage: Eukaryota; Metazoa; Chordata; Actinopteri; Labriformes; Labridae. The record is from RefSeq and is a predicted model, not a curated record. Gene Ontology annotation, cellular component: membrane. The transcript has 2 exons. Gene Ontology annotation, molecular function: transmembrane signaling receptor activity.